Suhomyces tanzawaensis NRRL Y-17324 is the source of this 880-nucleotide messenger RNA. RefSeq lists its product as uncharacterized. Bases 403 to 591 code for a protein of 62 amino acids. Lineage: Eukaryota; Fungi; Ascomycota; Pichiomycetes; Serinales; Debaryomycetaceae. The record is from RefSeq and is a predicted model, not a curated record. The transcript has a single exon.
UAUUCAAUUACGCUUCUGAGAUUUAAUUCGUCAUUACAGAAAGAUGUGUGAUAUGCAAAAAUGUACAAUACAGCAACCGUGGUCUCUGUGUCGGCGUGUUGUGCAUUGAUGUACUCUUGUUGGUGAUCCUUUGUUCACACAAGAUCCUAAGAGAGCUAAUUACGCGGAUAAACUCUUGUUGGUGAUCCUUUGUUCACUCUAGAGCCUAAAAGAGCUAAUUACGCGGAUACGUGGCCCUUUACCUAGAGCACUACGUAAAGACGGAUUGCCACCUUACCCCUACAGUAGCCCCGAACGCCACGUUACGAUGGAAUAUUGAUAAGAGUCACAUGAUUCACAUAUUAUGUAUGGGUACUUGCUUAUCAUUUUUCCAGCGCAGAUAGUAAAGUCGUCAGUCACAAAAUGUUUCAUCUACACAUAUACUUGCAUAAAAAGCUUCCAUUCAUAAAUAUCACAGCUCUUAAAGAGGACGAACGCCCAAAGUACGUAGGAAAUAUCGUUCCUUACAAGGGAGCUGAUAUGUACGAAUUUCCGGCUUGUAAAGUAUGCAAAGAACCCAAAAAGCACAAGAUUGACUGGCUCAGACAAUAAUUGUUUGGGGAGAACUGGAAUAGUGCUGGAAAUCAAUUACAACCAACGAUAAUAAACGAUUACAACAUGUAGGGAACUGAUUUUUGGCAUUAUUACGAAAAGUUUAUUAGACAGUUCUUGAAGUUUGGAGAAAGAAUCCAGAUUUUGAAGCACAAACAAUCAUCGUGAAAAGGAAAGUAUAAGCACUUGUGAGUAAGAAUUUACGUAUAGGUGAACUUAAUCAAAAUGCGCACACCAUUCAUCUGCCACCCUUAAAUUGAGGUAUACACAUCACCAUUAGAGUAUUCUC